Molecule: messenger RNA, 411 nt
Organism: Meloidogyne enterolobii
Lineage: Eukaryota; Metazoa; Nematoda; Chromadorea; Rhabditida; Meloidogynidae
Source: the annotation of a GenBank genome assembly
AUGCUCAUAUUUGCUUGGUUAUUUUCCAUUUUAUUUAGCCUUCCACAGCUUUUUGUUUGGACAACCUACAAUCCUUUUAGAAAUUCACAAUCACAGGGAUGGGUGCAAUGCACGGAUAUUUGGAGUAUUGACCGCUAUGAGCGUUAUCUACUAGAACAACAUCAACCUAAUACAAAUAUUUUACAAAAAAAUAAUUCAAAUUGGGAAGAAUUUGUGCUUAGUCCUUUAAUUCAAAAUGGUUAUGAAUUAACACAUUUAUUUUUGGUUUUCUAUGGCCCCUUAAUUGUUUUAAUUAUUUGUUAUGCUUUAAUAUCAACAAGACUUAUUCGCUUUGCAGCCAACAAUCCGAGAAAUAUUGCAAAGGUGAAAAAAAUUAAAAAUAAAGUUUUUAAUUAUGGGAUUUUAUCAUGA